This is a messenger RNA of Cuscuta europaea, 18838 nucleotides long. Lineage: Eukaryota; Viridiplantae; Streptophyta; Magnoliopsida; Solanales; Convolvulaceae. The record is from the annotation of a GenBank genome assembly.
GAAAAUGUCACUGAAUUCAGAGUCCUGAGUAAAAAGUUAUUGCCAAAACAUCGAAGUUGCACUACGAGAGUGAAAAUAAAGCCCAUCAGCGAGGUAACUAAUUACCUAGCAGAAAAUACAAAAGAAAAGCACCUUUGGGCCAAAAAGAAGAGAUCUGCAGCUACAAAAGGAAAUCUAGGGAGGAAAAACAAAAAGGGGCCUAGCUCAGCGAGGAAAAAAAGAAGAAGAGUGUGCUGCCAGAAGAAAAAAAAUGGUUCAGCAGUAGGAGAAACUUCAUUCUAUUCGUUCUGCACUUUGUCAUUUUAGCAGCACUAGGGUUUAGCCGCAACAGCUUUGUUUCGUUCUUUGGAGAAACAUCCGAGCACCAACUAAAAGACCACCUCGGUUUUUCUUCCCACGAAUCAAAGCCGCACUGAAAACACCGACACCAGGGGAACGCAGCAGAAAAAGAAAAGAGGGGAUUAGGGCUGCGAGAAAAUCAGACCAGGGGCUGCCUUCUCUUCUCCACGCCAAGCAGCGGCGUCCAGCUGCAUCUCUGCUGCCACACCUCACAGAAAUAGCGCCCAAUCACAAGAUCAGUUCAUGCUCACCACAUCAAUCUCUACGGUUUUUUUAAUCAAACUUUAAACAUAGAUUUCUCUUAGUUUGUCAAUCUUUUUAUAUUCUGUUUGGAGCCUUGAUAAUUAUAUGUCAAUUGCAUUUGUUUAUUCCAAGAUUCAUUACAACUUAUUCAAUUUCCAUUUGCAAGAUUAAAUUCUCAAUUGCUUCGUUAGAUUAGGGAUCCGCUUUGUGCUAUUUUAGUUCUUUCUUGUGCUUCUGUUUGCAACCAGUUCACUUAUUAAUUAAUUAUGUUUAAUUUGAUUAGUUUAAUGAUUAAUUUGACUUGCAUCUAUUUUUUUUUAGUAGAUUAGUUGGUGUAAUGUCUAUCUCGGCUAUCUUUUAUUUAGUUUAUUUAGGUUAGUUUUAUUGCCUUAAUUAGAUUAUUUAGGUUAGUUUUAUUGCCUUAGUUAGAUUAUUGUUUUACUCGUUUUUUUAUUUCGCUGCUAUCCGUUCAUUUAAUUUUUUGGUUACUUAAUUUAAUCUUAUUGUCAUUAAAUUUAUUUUCCAAACGAGAUAGCUUGCUAAUGUCUACUGGAACUUGUGUCUAGCACUCUUUGAACUUACUUGACCUUCGCUACUCCUUGCGAAGAACGAUACUCGAGGUCGGCUCCUAUCGUACUUCGUUUUACUACCCCGAUCAAAUGAUGCCGUUGCCGGGGAGUAGCGCGUCAUUGUAAAUCCUAGUUGUUGCUAGCGUGAGUGGUGGGUAGGCGGGUGGGACUAUCUCACCCUUUUUUUUACUCUUUUCCUUUUAGUGCUUUGUUUGACAGAUCCAGGUAGUGCGUGCAAACACGAUCUCAAGGGACUGAAAGCUUGUUCCCAUUAAACCCAAAUCCUGAGAGUAUCCUGAGAAAAAGAAGAGCAGCAAACAUGGCCAACCACCCGCAAUGAGAAGUUUAUAUGACCAGAUUACCCCUCAGUUUCAAGAGGCAGAUGGUAUCACAAUGCUCGGAAUUGAAGCGGCUAACUAUAAGCUAUCUCAUGGGCUAAUCAAUCUAGCCCAAAGCAAUCAGUUCGGAGGCCUAAGACACGAAGAUUCAAGGAGCCACAUGCUAUGGUUCAAUCGACUCUGCAGGACUUCACGAAUAAAUGGAGUCACUGAAGCAGCCAAUAAACUUAUGUUGUUCCCAUUCACUCUGAGGGACAAGGCGCAACAUUGGCUUGACAGUCACACUUUUGCCACAUGGGAUGACAUGUACCAGGCAUUUAUGAAACAAUACUGCCCAGCAUCUUCUGGAAUCAAAGCAAAGGCAGCUCUCCAAAAUUCCAGGCAAGGGAGAAACGAGACAUUGUGUGAGGCCUGGGAGCGAUACAAGGAGCUUUGAUCUAAUUGUCCAGCCAAUAUCAUGGAAAGCAUGGACACAAUCUUCCACUUCUAUAAUGGAUUGUCCAUAGAGAGCAAGAAGGAGCUGGACUACUCGUCUGAAACAGGUUCAAUCCUAAGCCUGACAUCAGAAGAAGGUGAAGAACUGGUAGAGACUAUUGCGUCAAAUGAGAGGUACUGGUAUGAUGUGCGAAGUGAAAGAGCCCCACAGAAAGUGGGAUUAUAUGAGGUUGAUUCUAGUACAGCUGCUGCCGCAAAACUGGAUGCUCUUGUCCUAAAGUUUGAGUAACUCUAUGAAGCCCAGGCGCAGAACCAAUUCCCAACAGGUGGCCAGGGGAUGAACCAGAGGAGUGUCCGACAAAUCCCAACCCAGAAUCCAAUGAGAGACAUGGUGCUUUCGUGUGAUCAUUGUUUCGGAGCUCACCUAACCAAUUCAUGCCCUCAAUCCUUUGAAGAGCCUAUUUCACCUUAGGAAGUGAAUCUUAUGGAGUAUGGUAAGAAAGGAGAGGGUCCAUUAGCACCUCAAUACCAAGGAAACUAGAGGUGGAAAUGGUCCGGAACGAUCCCGUCCCGGUUUUAUAACAACGGUCCGGUUCGGUACGAGAUAAGUCUUUAUCCCAAUGUUGACCCAUUUAAAACGGGACCGGGACAACCCGAGAAAAACCGGGACGGUUCGGGAUGUCCCAUAAAAUAUGCAUUUGUGAAAUGUGAUAAAAAAAUAAGCAUAACAUCAAUAUAAAGAUGUAACUUUUUUUUUUGCAAAUUUAGCUUCCCCAAAAAAUUAAGUAAAACCUUUAAUUAACUAUUUUUAAUUUUCUCUUGUAAAUUUUUUUGGUUCUCUUAAUCUUGUGUUUCCUCUAGUAGAAUAGUAGCGCAAAAUAUUUCUAUACUUUGUAGUACACUUGUAAUUUUUCAAUACCACAUUAAAUUAAAUAUCUUAUCUAUAAAGACACUAUAUAUAUUCUAGUAGUUAUUUUGGAAAAUAUUAAAUUUAUAACAACACUAUAAUUUGGAGUAGUAGUUAUUCCAUCAUAAAUGGUAUUUCGCACGUAAUAAUAUAUUAUAGAUUAGUAAACAAAUUUUAAUCAAAAGAAACAAAAGAAAUGAGACUAAGAGAGACAUGAAAUAAGAUAAAUUUACACUAUGGAGACUAAGGACUAGAAAGUUUUAAUUGGGUUUGACUAUUACAUAGCAUUAGAAAUUUAAAAUAACAUAUUAAUUUCAAACGGGACACCAGGACAGGACAUGAUAUUUUAUAGCUAUCCCGGUCCCGUCCGUUUAACAUCGGUGCGGGACCGGUUCAGGAUGAAAAAAUUGCGUCUUAAAUGGAUCGAGAUAGUUUCGGAAUGGUAUCGGGAUUUUUCGGUUUGGGACAUCGGGACCGGGAUUUUCGCCCACCCCUAAAGGAAACUGGGGUGACUUUGCUGGCUACAACAACCAGAGGAAUAAUUUUCAGAGUGGUGCAAACCAGUGGAGAGAUAAUAACCGCCAAGGUGGGUACCAACGAGGCCAAGGAAGUGUUAGCAACCAGCCUUAUGUGCUCCCACAUAUCAGACAACAAGAUAAUUCAGCUCAUUCCCAACUAGAUUUGGUGCUUGCAGAGCUGAUACGGGCUAGAGAAGAAAGUGAACUAAAAGAUAAAAGGGCAAGAGAGGAAAAGAUAUUGAUGGAGCAGCAGUUGAGGAACCUUAAGUUGCAACAUGAGCAGCGAAUACGGGAACUAGAGAACCGACUCUUUGGAGGUCCCUCCGGGAGACAAUUUGGAAGCCUUCCUAGCACUACAGAGCCAAACCCAAGAGAGCAUCUGAAUGCAAUAAAUCUGCGCAUUGGGAACCAAGUUCCUAAACCAAUGGUGGAUGCCAAGGAGAGCCAAGCCCGUAAUGUUCCUAGCUGUCCAGGAAAGAGUGCAGAGCCAGUCAAAAGCCCAAAACCUAUUCAAAGACAGUCUGAAGAUGAGCUGGAGUUCAAUUCGGACCAGCCAGGCCAGCGAGAGGGUAAGGCAAUCAUCGAGCCGAAUACACUCCAACAAGAGGCCAAGAGGGCUAAUGCACCAGUUGUUCCAUUCCCUGCUCGUGUCAAGAAGGGCGAGGACCGCAAUAGAGAAUACAAGUUUAUGGAGAUGAUGCGCAAACUACGUGCGGAGAUGCCACUCACAGAAGUUCUUGCGGAGAUGCCUAAAUAUGCAAGGUUCCUGAAGGACUUAAUCACCAACAAAGAGAGGCUAGAGGAGUACUCUGUGGUUGACCUAAAUGAAGAGUGCUCAGCUGUGGUGACAAAGAUGAUGCCGGAAAAGCUCAAGGAUCCAGGUUCUUUCACUAUACCUUGUUCUAUUCAUGAUUAUGUUUUUAAAAUGCAUUAGCUGAUCUAGGAGCCAACAUCAACUUGAUGUCGGCUUCUCUUGUUGAUAAGUUGGGAUUGGGUGGAAUGAAACCCACUAGGAUGUGUCUUCAAUUAGCUGAUCGUUCUAUUAAGUAUCCAAGUGGUAUUAUUGAGGACGUCCUAGUCAGGGUUGGUGAGUUUAUUUAUUUUCCUGUAGACUUUGUCGUUAUGGAUAUAGAGGAGGAUCGUGGUACCCCUCUUAUUUUAGGAUGACCCUUCUUGGCCACUGCUCGUGCUAUUAUUGAUGUGUCUGAUGGGUCAUUGACUUUGAGGAUUGGAGAGGACACUUGUACUUUCCGACUCUCAAAAGUCAUAAACCAUCCUGAGGCACAACCUGAGAGUUGUAAUUUUCUUGGCAUGUAUGAUUGUAUUGAUGAUUAUUUAUUUGGGGGCCAGAGUAAUUAUUCUAAUGACACUGCAUGUGGUGAGGUCUUAAGUGUGGGGAUGUGUGAUGAUGAAAUGUUAUCUCAUGAACUUAAAUGCUCUGUUGAUGAUUUGCUAGGAGAAGCCUCUCAAGAGGUUGUACGUUAUAAGGAAUAAUUGUAAUUAGAUUUUGACGAUGAUAUAUUAAUUAGGACUUUAGAGUACCCCCGUUAGAAAAUUGUAUUAGAAAUUUUCUUUGUAAAUGUUUUAGUACAGUCGACUGACAGAAGACCUCCAGACACAAGCUCUUUUGACCCUCUGGUGAACUCCUUCUAGCAGAAGACCUCCUGGUUCUCUGUUGGACUUCACUAGAUCAGAAGUACUCGAGGCCCUCUGUUAGCCACUACCUUGACAGAAGGACUAGGGACCCUCUGGUAGCUUACUCCAAUAGAAGUGCUCGAGACCUUCUCUGGUUGAUUCUCUGCUAAAGAUACCAGAAGGCCUGACACUUAGAGAAUUUCCAUGGUCUAUCUAAGCCGGUGAUUUCAACGGAAGAUUCGUUCAACGGUUAGAAGACUUGAACGGAAAAGCUACAGUACGCGCAUUAAAUGCUCAUUUAAUGCACCCCGUACGUUGAAGAGUAAAAGCUGAUGAUUGGCCGAAUUUUCAGGAUAAGUUUAUCCCAAAAUAGAAACUCGUCAACCUUACCAGGUCCUACUGGUCAAGUCAACUGUACGUGCAUUUAAUGCAGUUGUCCUCCUCCUCUAACGGGAAGACAACCUCAGUAUAAAAGAUACUUCGUGAAGAACAACCGGAUAACUUUGCAAGAAUCUUUGCUCAACCUUAGCUCUAACAUCAAGAUUCAAACUCAAAAGCUUUCUUGAGACCAAAACUUCACCUACAUCAACAAGAAAGGCUUACGUUGGAAAGAUUAUAUUUUCACAUCUCUAUACUCCAACAACAGCAAAGUUCCAACUGUUCUUCAACACUUCAAGCACUUCAUCUACACAUCUUUUGUGACGAAGUAAGUUGGAGAAACCCAUGUUCUUUCUAAGAACUCUUCUUUAACAAGAAGGACGUCCAAGUAACUAGAGUAGUGAAGUGGUGAUACUUCAAGGAAGCUCAGAGAAAGGACCAGUCUUAAAAGAAGCAAGGAAGUGCAUCACAGGAGACAUCUAGACUUGAAGAAGACGUGGAUAGCUUCUUAAGUGCUAGGACUAAGGAUUUGUAAUUGGAGUUUUUACAGGCUUAGUGGAACAGUGGAUUAGAGGAACGAGUUGUUCCUUGAACCACUAUAAAAAUUCCUAGUGUCAUUUAAUUACUGCAUUGAAUUCUCGUAUUUACUUUAAAUUGUUUAACUCCAGAAAUCUGGUCUCUGUGUUCAGCAGAACCUGUCUUGUGAGUUAACACAAAGCCUAUUUCCUUUGCAUCUCUUAUAGGCUAACCGGACAUACCCGAUCAGGUACCUUGUACAUACCCGAUCGGGUACCCGAGCUGCAUCCCAAGAGCCUAUAAAUACACCCCCUUUCCUUCACAAUUAAAACCAAUUCCUUUAUACUUCUAAGCUCAGUCUAGAAUAGUUCUUUCUUUAUAUUUUCAUCAUGUUUACUCUCCAAAUGAGGAGCUAAAUUCUUCUAUCUUGGUUUUGCUACUUUGAACCUUAAUGAAUUUGUAUGUUGUGAGUUAUUUUCUUUAAUCUUCUUCCUUGAGAAUUAAUUUUUCCUUUAAAAUACUAUUUCUAUAUCAAAGUUGGGGAGUGUUACUAAGAUGACAAUUAGUUAACAUCUUGACAUUGGUUAUAGUAAUAGUUAUUUCUUCCUCUAUAUUAAUAUUGGGGAGUGUUACUAAGAUGACAAUUAGUUAACAUCUUGAUAUUAACUAUAGUAGGAUUCAUAUUCCUUAAUAUUCUUCCUUGAGUAUUAAUUAAUUCCUAUUCAUAUUUCAUGUUAAUAUUUUGAACAUUACUUAAAAGAUUAACUCGUUUUGUUUCAUAUAUUAAUUAUUACUAGAAUCAAUCGAUUAAUACGUUUGUUAUUAAUUCGAUUCAUUCAACGUUAGUAAACUUGGAUUACUAAUGCAUGCAUCUCAUGAUUAAUACACCAAGGGGAAUUAAUUAUAUUGAUUAAACCAAUAAACCGCUUGUGUUGAGGUUAUCAAUCUCAAUCGUUUUCAUCUUAAGCUUAUUGCUACUAUCGAAUUAAUAUACGGCGCUUGUUCUAUGUUGACUCGAUAGUAAGUUUUAUUAAUGAACACAUCUCGUUAUUAAUAAUUGCCCUCGAUGAACUGGAUAUACUCCUCGAUUGAGUAUUCGAGAGGAAGAUAGUUAAAGAUAUAACCGGGAUCGACGAACAUUUCAUUAAGUGGAUAAAAGCAAAACCAAGUCCGCAUCUCUAUUAUUAAAUUAAAUCAAAUCAAACUCAAAAAAACCCCUUUCGUUACUGUUAUUAUAAAAGAUAAAUAUUCCUUACUUCGUUAUACUACGUAUAUUCGUGGUAUUGUAUUUAUUUUGAGUGCACCUCACGACAAGUGCACGUCAAAUUUGGCGUCGUUGCCGGGGAAAAGCAAUAAUUUUUCUUUUAUUGUAUUUCAAGAAAAAUAAAAAUAAAAAUAAUAAUAAUAAAAUUAUAAAGAGUUCUCAUUCUUCUAUUUCUGAGCUUAGUGAAGUACAUGGUUAAACACUGUUCCAUAAACGAAGUCACAUAUCAAACAAACCCAGAAAUAGAACAAACCUUCGAGCGGUUGAGAAGUAAAUUUUCUAAUACCGACUUGGAGGAAUCAUCUAUCAGAGAUUCUUCCAGCGCUAGUUCUCAUUCUAGCGAGACCGAAGAGCCAAUAACCAUGGCUCUAAAGACAAGAACACUACGGGAGCUCACUGCUCCAGAUCUCAAUCAACAACCAUUGUGUAUUACCUUCCCUACACUCGAUGAAGGUAAUACAUUGAGCUAAAAUCUAGGCUCAUACAUCUACUUCCAUCCUUUCACGGCCUAAGAGGAGAAGAUCCGAACAAACACCUUUCGGAGUUCCAUAUUGUGUGCACAAGCAUGUUCCCCAACGGUGUCUCGGAAGAACAAAUCAAAUUGAGGGCUUUUCCAUUCUCCCUCAAAGACACUGCAAAGGAUUGGCUAUUCUAUCUUCCUUCGGGAAGUAUAGACACAUGGGCGGUAAAGAAAAAAUGCUUCUUGGAUAGGUACUAUCCCGCCUCCAUCUCAUCUUCUUUAAAAACACAAAUAAGCAACAUUGAGCAAAAAGAAGAUGAAACAUUGUAUGAAUAUUGGGAGCGUUUCAAAAAGUUGUAUGCUAGUUGCUCAUAUCAUGGGUACACAGAGCAAGACCUCAUCCUCUAUUUUUUAUGAUGGUCUUGCGGAUCAAGAUAGGCGCAUGGUGAAUGUGGCAUGUGGAGGGGGAAUGGUUAACAAAACCCCUUUUCAAGCAAGGAAUCUCAUCUCAGAGUUGGCCGAGAACUCCAGACAUCAUAGUGGGCGAUCCUCAACUCGAAAGGUUGCCGCAGCAGAAUCCAACACCUCGUUGGAAAACCAAGUUGCUGGUUUGACAUCUCUGGUCAAAGAACUUCUUCUAAAGCCAAAGACUCAGGAAGUGAAAACUUGUGGCAUUUGCACAUCAAUCGGGCACCCCACUGAUUCGUGUCCAUCACUCCAAGAAGAACAAGUCAACGCCUUGGGUUUCCAAGGCCAUCAACAAAGGAGGUAUGAUCCAUUCUCAAACUCUUACAACCCUGGAUUGAGGGAUCGUCCAAACUUGAGGUAUGGAAACCCUCAACAAUCCAAUACAUCUUAUCAAUCUAAUAUGUCAACUGAUGACAUGAUCCGGACUUGGACCUCAAACAUGGUCACCAUGCAACAAAACAUGGGACAAUUUCAACAAACCAUGAUGUAAUUUCAACAUGAGACAAGGUCAAGCAUUAACAAUUUGGAAACUCAAGUUAGCCAAAUUGCAAAUGCCGUGAACCGACUAGAAACGAAGGAUUCAGGUAAACUCCCAUCUUAAACGGAGCAAAACCCGAGACAACAUGUGAAUGCUAUCAUGUUGAGAAGUGGGUCGACAUUGAAAGAGGUAGAGAAGAAUGAUAGAGAGAUUGAGGAGGUGGACCCUGAAGAAGAAGUUUAGCCGGAGGAGGGGAUCACAUAAACCAAGAUCCCUCCACUUUCAUCAUAUGAACCAGUAACCCCGUUUCCUGAGGCGCUGAGGGAGACAAGGAAGCUAGAGAAAGAUGCUAACAUCUAUGAAACUUUCGCCAAGUGUGAGGUAAAUAUUCCACUUCUUAACUCAAUGAAAAGUGUUCCUCGAUUCGCUAAAUUUUUAAAAGAAUUAUGCAUAAUCAAGAGGACACCACAUUCAAAGGGGAAACAACCAAGUGAAAUUAGUGAACAUGUCUCGACAGUUUUUGAAAAGAACUUCCCAAAAAAUGUGUUGACCCGGGCAUGUUCACUAUACCAUGCAAGCUAGGAAACACCAACUCUAGGGCAAUGUUAGACUUAGGGGCAUCAAUUAACGUGAUCCCCUAUACUCUGUAUAAUUCUUUGAACAUUGGCCCUUUAAAUAAAACAAGCAUCAUAAUUCAACUUGCUCAUAGAUCAACUGUUUCCCCGAAAGGGGUAGUGGAAGAUGUACUGGUUUCGGUAGGUGAUGUAGUGUUUCCUGUCGAUUUCUACGUGCUUGAAAUGGAGAGUGAUGAACACAAAGUCCCCAUUUUGUUGGGGAGACCAUUUUUAAAAACUGCUAAUUCAACGAUUGAUGUUUCUUGCGGACUUUUAACUAUGGAAUUUGAUGGAAGGAAAAUAGAAUAUAACAUUUAUAAUUCUAUUAAAACUCACUCUCCCGUUAGAGAAUCAAUUUUGAGCAUUGAGGAAUCACUAGAUAAACCACUGACGGUUGAGGUAGUAGCAAGAAAGAAACCUCGGCCUUACUGGAAAAGACUGAAAAAUAAAAUUGAAAAAUGGCUAAAUAGGGCCUCAAAAAAUAAAACAAGGGAUGAUCACGAUCCCACAUUAAAAAAAAUGAAUAACGUCGUGCCGCGACGUUAACUAAGGCGCUUCUUGGGAGGCAACCCAAGUUUUAUUUUUAUUUUUCGUUAUUUCGAGUGUUUAAAGUUCAAUUUUUUUUAAUUAUUUGAGAGAUCAGUGAGAGAGGGAACUAACCGCUUGUUUGAAGGGAAAGAAAUUACAGGUUUAGAAGUAUUUGGGGACAUACCCGAUCGAGUACCACCUUAUAUUCGGUCGGGUAUUGCUUAAAAAGAGAUACCGAGGCACUACUCGAUCGAAGGAGUAUAAUUUUUCAAGAAUGCAUGCAUACUCGAUCGGGUACAAUUACAUACCCGGUCGAGUACUCAUAGAAAGGUGAAGCCAAAGGGAACCUGCUCCCAGCACUCGACCGAGUACAGGGCUCAAAAUGUGGAAAAAGAAACAUACCCGAUCGGGUAUGACUCUACACCCGGUCGGGUAUUGCUGGAAAUUCAAAAAACCAAACAAACUGUCUCUAGUACCCGAUCGGGUAUGGCAAGAUACACGGUCCAGUAUGGUUGGAAAACUGAAAUCCUGAACAAACUGUCCCCCAUACCCGAUCGGGUAUAUCACCAUACUCGAUCGGGUAUACGUGCGUUUUAACCCCAACGCAGGCCAAAUCACUUCAUCUUCCCCAAAUUCCAAACCCAAAAUUCGAACCCCUCUCCCCCAACCUCUAUUUUCGGACCUUCUCACUACCAUAUCUCACCCAUUUCUCCAUCAAAUCACCUCAUUCCACCACCAAAAGACUCCCCUCACUCUCCUCUACACACCCAUACCCACAAAAUCCAAGUUCUCCUCAAAAAUCCCACAGUCCGAAAACCCUACCCCAUCUUUGGAUUUUCUAAAUUUCAAGCUCCAAUUUCCAAAAAUGGCACCAAGGAAGGACAAAGGGCAGAGCUCCAGGGCUAUGGAACCCAUCCCGGGCUACGAGAAUCUCAUUUUCGCCGACAAUGAACACCGAGAUUGGUUCAUUGCUACAAUUACAAGGCAAGUAAAACCUUCUCGUUUCUUAUGCCAUAAUGCUCUCCGUGAACUAGGCAUUUACAGUAGUACCAAGCAAUUCUUUCAUGAGUUGGACAUGAACCGCAUUUUCAAAAUGAAAUACAACUCUAACAAAAGAAUCAUCUAUGAAUUCAUGAGCUUGGUGAAGUUUGAAAAUGAUGAGGCGGAUUUUAGGGACGACAAACUCACAUUUCGUUUGUUUAACCACACCUAUUCAAUAACGAAACAUGAGUUUGCCGAACAUUUUGGCAUCCCCGUCCCCUACGAAAAAGCCAUCUCCGACAACACUAUUUUUGGUCAUUCACUGUGGACCAAGAUGACCGGAGAAGUUACGUUUAGCUCCUCCCAAUUGUAUAUUAGUCAUGUCCAACACCCCGUCCUCCGAUUGUUCUUGAAGGUUUUAGCAAACAGUUUGCUUGGGCGCCCCAACAAUCACCACACGAGGAUGGGGGAUGUGUGCUUGAUGUCGGUGGCCCUAUUCCGUCGUCAUGUGGACUUUAACCUGUGCAAUCUCAUGUGGGCACAUUUAAAAAAGGAAAGCAUCACGAAGGGGGCAAUUGUCUUGGGUGGGGUGGUUAUGCACUUGGCAAGUAGGUUCGGGUAUACGGACAACUCCCCUAUACCCGAUUAUUGUUUGAUGGACAUGGCUUGGUUAGGCCAUUCGGGAUGCACAACUUUCUCCCACACGGUCUAUGGUGGUGACCAACCGAAGAACAUGUAUAACUGGCUCAUACACCCCAAGCCUAUCAAACAUUUCCUCAUGCCUAGCCCAGACCUUCCCAAACUACUCUACAAGUUAGAGGUAGAGGUACCCCAUUACCUAUUCCCACACGCCCUUCCACCACACCUCCAAGAACCGGAACAAGAGCCACUCCAAUACCAACCCGAGUACGAGCCUUAUGCCGGACCCCAUGGUCAUGAAGACAUGGACGCAGACAUCCCCGAGCAACCUCAAAACCCUCCACCACCCAACUUCUUCCAACAACUUUUGGAGGGUCAACAACUACUUGCGGGGUACAACCAAAUGAACACAAACUACACGGCCAUGGGAGAACGGCUCAACCAAAUGCAGGAGGAGCAAAGGGCAUGCUUUCAAUGGAUGGAGGAGCUCCGGGAAGCCGACAGUCAUCGAUAUGAAGAGGAUCAACGUAGGUUCAACGGACCUAUGUAUUCUUACAUCGCCCAUCAGGGAUCCUUUCAGACUAUGGCGAACCCCCUUCCAACACCCUCGUGGUAUGACCCCACUCAUUGAGGUAACUUUGGAGGAUCUAGCUCCGGGGGUGGAGGGUAUGAUGGAGGAGAUGGCGGGGAUGGCGGCACCGGUGGCGGAUUUGAUAGCAGCUUUGUAGGCGGUUUCGGAGGCAACUUCUAUGGCGGAGAAGGCGAGCACUAGGGACAAUGCUUGGACCAAGUGUGGGGGAGAUACUCAUCAUGGUAUGUAAUUUUUAAUACCUUUCACUAUGCAUGAAUUUCUUUUACCCUUUUUGCACACAAAAAAGGGAAUAAAUAAAAGAAAAGAAAUGCUAGUUAGGUUGAAAACCCAACAAAAUGGGCAAUCUAAGCAAAAAAGGCUUAUAAAAAAAUGAGUGAGUUGGGGAGAAUGGAAAAUGAAAAGAGAUGCUAGGAUGAAAACCUGAAAAGACUCCUAGGCAAAAUGAGAGAUAUGAGAGAAAUAUUUGUUUUUGCAGGCACUCAUUUAAUCUCUUUGGAGGAAAAGAAGAUUCAAGAAGAAGAAGAAGAAGAAGAAGAAGAAGAGGGGAGGAGAAGAGAAGAUGAGCACUAGAAGGUCAUAAAACCCAAGAUGAUAUUUGUAAUUUGAGCUUAAAACUCAUAUUUUAUCCUUGGUGGUCUUUGUGUGUUUAUCUUGUUAAAAAAUUGUUGAAACUUUGGAAGAUUUAAACACUUGUGAACAUUUGACUUUACUCGAGGACGAGUAAAGAAACUAAGUGUGUGGAAGUUGAUAAUCAUGUAAUUUCCAUGUGCCUAUUGCUACUAUCGAAUUAAUAUACGGCGCUUGUUCUAUGUUGACUCGAUAGUAAGUUUUAUUAAUGAACACAUCUCGUUAUUAAUAAUUGCCCUCGAUGAACUGGAUAUACUCCUCGAUUGAGUAUUCGAGAGGAAGAUAGUUAAAGAUAUAACCGGGAUCGACGAACAUUUCAUUAAGUGGAUAAAAGCAAAACCAAGUCCGCAUCUCUAUUAUUAAAUUAAAUCAAAUCAAACUCAAAAAAACCCCUUUCGUUACUGUUAUUAUAAAAGAUAAAUAUUCCUUACUUCGUUAUACUACGUAUAUUCGUGGUAUUGUAUUUAUUUUGAGUGCACCUCACGACAAGUGCACGUCAAAUUUGGCGUCGUUGCCGGGGAAAAGCAAUAAUUUUUCUUUUAUUGUAUUUCAAGAAAAAUAAAAAUAAAAAUAAUAAUAAUAAAAUUAUAAAGAGUUCUCAUUCUUCUAUUUCUGAGCUUAGUGAAGUAUAUGGUUAAACACUGUUCCAUAAACGAAGUCACAUAUCAAACAAACCCAGAAAUAGAACAAACCUUCGAGCGGUUGAGAAGUAAAUUUUCUAAUACCGACUUGGAGGAAUCAUCUAUCAGAGAUUCUUCCAGCGCUAGUUCUCAUUCUAGCGAGACCGAAGAGCCAAUAACCAUGGCUCUAAAGACAAGAACACUACGGGAGCUCACUGCUCCAGAUCUCAAUCAACAACCAUUGUGUAUUACCUUCCCUACACUCGAUGAAGGUAAUACAUUGAGCUAAAAUCUAGGCUCAUACAUCUACUUCCAUCCUUUCACGGCCUAAGAGGAGAAGAUCCGAACAAACACCUUUCGGAGUUCCAUAUUGUGUGCACAAGCAUGUUCCCCAACGGUGUCUCGGAAGAACAAAUCAAAUUGAGGGCUUUUCCAUUCUCCCUCAAAGACACUGCAAAGGAUUGGCUAUUCUAUCUUCCUUCGGGAAGUAUAGACACAUGGGCGGUAAAGAAAAAAUGCUUCUUGGAUAGGUACUAUCCCGCCUCCAUCUCAUCUUCUUUAAAAACACAAAUAAGCAACAUUGAGCAAAAAGAAGAUGAAACAUUGUAUGAAUAUUGGGAGCGUUUCAAAAAGUUGUAUGCUAGUUGCUCAUAUCAUGGGUACACAGAGCAAGACCUCAUCCUCUAUUUUUUAUGAUGGUCUUGCGGAUCAAGAUAGGCGCAUGGUGAAUGUGGCAUGUGGAGGGGGAAUGGUUAACAAAACCCCUUUUCAAGCAAGGAAUCUCAUCUCAGAGUUGGCCGAGAACUCCAGACAUCAUAGUGGGCGAUCCUCAACUCGAAAGGUUGCCGCAGCAGAAUCCAACACCUCGUUGGAAAACCAAGUUGCUGGUUUGACAUCUCUGGUCAAAGAACUUCUUCUAAAGCCAAAGACUCAGGAAGUGAAAACUUGUGGCAUUUGCACAUCAAUCGGGCACCCCACUGAUUCGUGUCCAUCACUCCAAGAAGAACAAGUCAACGCCUUGGGUUUCCAAGGCCAUCAACAAAGGAGGUAUGAUCCAUUCUCAAACUCUUACAACCCUGGAUUGAGGGAUCGUCCAAACUUGAGGUAUGGAAACCCUCAACAAUCCAAUACAUCUUAUCAAUCUAAUAUGUCAACUGAUGACAUGAUCCGGACUUGGACCUCAAACAUGGUCACCAUGCAACAAAACAUGGGACAAUUUCAACAAACCAUGAUGUAAUUUCAACAUGAGACAAGGUCAAGCAUUAACAAUUUGGAAACUCAAGUUAGCCAAAUUGCAAAUGCCGUGAACCGACUAGAAACGAAGGAUUCAGGUAAACUCCCAUCUUAAACGGAGCAAAACCCGAGACAACAUGUGAAUGCUAUCAUGUUGAGAAGUGGGUCGACAUUGAAAGAGGUAGAGAAGAAUGAUAGAGAGAUUGAGGAGGUGGACCCUGAAGAAGAAGUUUAGCCGGAGGAGGGGAUCACAUAAACCAAGAUCCCUCCACUUUCAUCAUAUGAACCAGUAACCCCGUUUCCUGAGGCGCUGAGGGAGACAAGGAAGCUAGAGAAAGAUGCUAACAUCUAUGAAACUUUCGCCAAGUGUGAGGUAAAUAUUCCACUUCUUAACUCAAUGAAAAGUGUUCCUCGAUUCGCUAAAUUUUUAAAAGAAUUAUGCAUAAUCAAGAGGACACCACAUUCAAAGGGGAAACAACCAAGUGAAAUUAGUGAACAUGUCUCGACAGUUUUUGAAAAGAACUUCCCAAAAAAUGUGUUGACCCGGGCAUGUUCACUAUACCAUGCAAGCUAGGAAACACCAACUCUAGGGCAAUGUUAGACUUAGGGGCAUCAAUUAACGUGAUCCCCUAUACUCUGUAUAAUUCUUUGAACAUUGGCCCUUUAAAUAAAACAAGCAUCAUAAUUCAACUUGCUCAUAGAUCAACUGUUUCCCCGAAAGGGGUAGUGGAAGAUGUACUGGUUUCGGUAGGUGAUGUAGUGUUUCCUGUCGAUUUCUACGUGCUUGAAAUGGAGAGUGAUGAACACAAAGUCCCCAUUUUGUUGGGGAGACCAUUUUUAAAAACUGCUAAUUCAACGAUUGAUGUUUCUUGCGGACUUUUAACUAUGGAAUUUGAUGGAAGGAAAAUAGAAUAUAACAUUUAUAAUUCUAUUAAAACUCACUCUCCCGUUAGAGAAUCAAUUUUGAGCAUUGAGGAAUCACUAGAUAAACCACUGACGGUUGAGGUAGUAGCAAGAAAGAAACCUCGGCCUUACUGGAAAAGACUGAAAAAUAAAAUUGAAAAAUGGCUAAAUAGGGCCUCAAAAAAUAAAACAAGGGAUGAUCACGAUCCCACAUUAAAAAAAAUGAAUAACGUCGUGCCGCGACGUUAACUAAGGCGCUUCUUGGGAGGCAACCCAAGUUUUAUUUUUAUUUUUCGUUAUUUCGAGUGUUUAAAGUUCAAUUUUUUUUAAUUAUUUGAGAGAUCAGUGAGAGAGGGAACUAACCGCUUGUUUGAAGGGAAAGAAAUUACAGGUUUAGAAGUAUUUGGGGACAUACCCGAUCGAGUACCACCUUAUAUUCGGUCGGGUAUUGCUUAAAAAGAGAUACCGAGGCACUACUCGAUCGAAGGAGUAUAAUUUUUCAAGAAUGCAUGCAUACUCGAUCGGGUACAAUUACAUACCCGGUCGAGUACUCAUAGAAAGGUGAAGCCAAAGGGAACCUGCUCCCAGCACUCGACCGAGUACAGGGCUCAAAAUGUGGAAAAAGAAACAUACCCGAUCGGGUAUGACUCUACACCCGGUCGGGUAUUGCUGGAAAUUCAAAAAACCAAACAAACUGUCUCUAGUACCCGAUCGGGUAUGGCAAGAUACACGGUCCAGUAUGGUUGGAAAACUGAAAUCCUGAACAAACUGUCCCCCAUACCCGAUCGGGUAUAUCACCAUACUCGAUCGGGUAUACGUGCGUUUUAACCCCAACGCAGGCCAAAUCACUUCAUCUUCCCCAAAUUCCAAACCCAAAAUUCGAACCCCUCUCCCCCAACCUCUAUUUUCGGACCUUCUCACUACCAUAUCUCACCCAUUUCUCCAUCAAAUCACCUCAUUCCACCACCAAAAGACUCCCCUCACUCUCCUCUACACACCCAUACCCACAAAAUCCAAGUUCUCCUCAAAAAUCCCACAGUCCGAAAACCCUACCCCAUCUUUGGAUUUUCUAAAUUUCAAGCUCCAAUUUCCAAAAAUGGCACCAAGGAAGGACAAAGGGCAGAGCUCCAGGGCUAUGGAACCCAUCCCGGGCUACGAGAAUCUCAUUUUCGCCGACAAUGAACACCGAGAUUGGUUCAUUGCUACAAUUACAAGGCAAGUAAAACCUUCUCGUUUCUUAUGCCAUAAUGCUCUCCGUGAACUAGGCAUUUACAGUAGUACCAAGCAAUUCUUUCAUGAGUUGGACAUGAACCGCAUUUUCAAAAUGAAAUACAACUCUAACAAAAGAAUCAUCUAUGAAUUCAUGAGCUUGGUGAAGUUUGAAAAUGAUGAGGCGGAUUUUAGGGACGACAAACUCACAUUUCGUUUGUUUAACCACACCUAUUCAAUAACGAAACAUGAGUUUGCCGAACAUUUUGGCAUCCCCGUCCCCUACGAAAAAGCCAUCUCCGACAACACUAUUUUUGGUCAUUCACUGUGGACCAAGAUGACCGGAGAAGUUACGUUUAGCUCCUCCCAAUUGUAUAUUAGUCAUGUCCAACACCCCGUCCUCCGAUUGUUCUUGAAGGUUUUAGCAAACAGUUUGCUUGGGCGCCCCAACAAUCACCACACGAGGAUGGGGGAUGUGUGCUUGAUGUCGGUGGCCCUAUUCCGUCGUCAUGUGGACUUUAACCUGUGCAAUCUCAUGUGGGCACAUUUAAAAAAGGAAAGCAUCACGAAGGGGGCAAUUGUCUUGGGUGGGGUGGUUAUGCACUUGGCAAGUAGGUUCGGGUAUACGGACAACUCCCCUAUACCCGAUUAUUGUUUGAUGGACAUGGCUUGGUUAGGCCAUUCGGGAUGCACAACUUUCUCCCACACGGUCUAUGGUGGUGACCAACCGAAGAACAUGUAUAACUGGCUCAUACACCCCAAGCCUAUCAAACAUUUCCUCAUGCCUAGCCCAGACCUUCCCAAACUACUCUACAAGUUAGAGGUAGAGGUACCCCAUUACCUAUUCCCACACGCCCUUCCACCACACCUCCAAGAACCGGAACAAGAGCCACUCCAAUACCAACCCGAGUACGAGCCUUAUGCCGGACCCCAUGGUCAUGAAGACAUGGACGCAGACAUCCCCGAGCAACCUCAAAACCCUCCACCACCCAACUUCUUCCAACAACUUUUGGAGGGUCAACAACUACUUGCGGGGUACAACCAAAUGAACACAAACUACACGGCCAUGGGAGAACGGCUCAACCAAAUGCAGGAGGAGCAAAGGGCAUGCUUUCAAUGGAUGGAGGAGCUCCGGGAAGCCGACAGUCAUCGAUAUGAAGAGGAUCAACGUAGGUUCAACGGACCUAUGUAUUCUUACAUCGCCCAUCAGGGAUCCUUUCAGACUAUGGCGAACCCCCUUCCAACACCCUCGUGGUAUGACCCCACUCAUUGAGGUAACUUUGGAGGAUCUAGCUCCGGGGGUGGAGGGUAUGAUGGAGGAGAUGGCGGGGAUGGCGGCACCGGUGGCGGAUUUGAUAGCAGCUUUGUAGGCGGUUUCGGAGGCAACUUCUAUGGCGGAGAAGGCGAGCACUAGGGACAAUGCUUGGACCAAGUGUGGGGGAGAUACUCAUCAUGGUAUGUAAUUUUUAAUACCUUUCACUAUGCAUGAAUUUCUUUUACCCUUUUUGCACACAAAAAAGGGAAUAAAUAAAAGAAAAGAAAUGCUAGUUAGGUUGAAAACCCAACAAAAUGGGCAAUCUAAGCAAAAAAGGCUUAUAAAAAAAUGAGUGAGUUGGGGAGAAUGGAAAAUGAAAAGAGAUGCUAGGAUGAAAACCUGAAAAGACUCCUAGGCAAAAUGAGAGAUAUGAGAGAAAUAUUUGUUUUUGCAGGCACUCAUUUAAUCUCUUUGGAGGAAAAGAAGAUUCAAGAAGAAGAAGAAGAAGAAGAAGAGGGGAGGAGAAGAGAAGAUGAGCACUAGAAGGUCAUAAAACCCAAGAUGAUAUUUGUAAUUUGAGCUUAAAACUCAUAUUUUAUCCUUGGUGGUCUUUGUGUGUUUAUCUUGUUAAAAAAUUGUUGAAACUUUGGAAGAUUUAAACACUUGUGAACAUUUGACUUUACUCGAGGACGAGUAAAGAAACUAAGUGUGUGGAAGUUGAUAAUCAUGUAAUUUCCAUGUGCAUGUUUGUAUUUUUAAUCAGUUUUGAGUGAUUUUUACUUUGGAAAUUACACACUUUUGGUGUAAUAGUUUAGUUUGUUAAAUUCUUGUAAAUUGUUUAGAUUAGGUUUAUUGUGAGCUCAAACAGGUCUUGAUCAACUCAAAGGACAGUUGGUGAACCCCAAAAGUUUAAGGAAGGUGCAAAAAAAAAAAAAAAGAUCCUGAUUUUUGGUCUAUACCCGGUCGAGUAUGACCUAUACUCGAUCGGGUAUCUUGUUGAAAUUUCAAAUCGGAUCAGAUCCGAGGACAAAGGAACAUGCAUGGAAGAUUUUGACCAUGAUCGAGUGUCUAUACCCGAUCAGGUAGACC